AUGAGCGCCGUAGAAGAGGAACAAGGCGCUCUUGGCUCGUUGGACAACCUUGUGCUCGGCACCAUCCUAUCCGACCUAGGAGUGUCGUCUCAAGAUGCCAUCUCUCGCUCACGUCUGCUAUCCCAUCGCGCUGGUCCAUCCUCCUUCGAACCCCGUAAUGGCGCAAACACAAGCAAUGACGAUGAAGGAAUGCAGCUAGCUUCGGAUCAGAUAUAUGGUGAAAAGUACAUGGACGAUGACUUUGGGACGACGGAUGAAAGGGACGAAGAGAGCGAUGGAAUGGCAGAGGAUCUGGAGGUAGAGAAAGAGCGGAGAGCGAGGGAGGACAGAAUGUACCGAGCUGGCUUGCAGAGUCUCGAGACCGGUGGGGCGAGGCAAAUCAGGGGAGAAGUGGGGUAUGACGACGAUGACGAUGAGGGAGAAGAGGAAGUAAGGCAAGCGGCGGAAGAGGUAGCGAAGAGAAAGGAAGGAGAGAUGAGGGCUUUGAUGAGCAUCAAAAGGGAGCCUAUUGCUUCGCCACCAGACGAAAUGAUGGAUGAAGAUGCCGAGGGUGAAGAGGAUGCGGAAGGCGAAGAGGAGGAGGAGCAGGAGGAAGUCAUCACUCCGCCAGCGCAUGCCGCGACGGGUGUGCCGCAGGCUGACAUUGAGCAGAAUGAGGAGGACGAAGGCAUAGGGUUACCGGCAAGACCAAAAGUUAACAUCAAGCACGUAUUUCCGAAUUACGGACCUUCGUCCAUCAUCAACUUUACAGAGCUGUACAAAGAUCUGACCAGGCCGCUCAAAAGAGCAAGGAUAUCAGACUCGACCGUCGAAGCGCAAGCUCCCUCUACCCUCGCUGGGCAAGAGGAAGCUGUACCCGUCUUCGAAGCACCGCGCAUUCCAAGUGUCGUUGACCUGCCAAGCACAAGAGACGAAGCGGGAGUGCGCGAACUGUCAGCACCACCCACAAGACACAAUGCGAUCAGCUGGGCCAUGGAGCCACUUGUACGCUCAUCUCGUCGAGAUGCUCACCCACGCGACGAGCCCACCUCAGCGCAGCUUCGCCCGAUGGAUAUCGAGGACUGGGAGAGCAACAUUUUGUUGCAUCGCGCUACUAUACCAGCUCUAUCUCUGCGCGUUCGACCUGACCGGCUGUUCAAUGUCGACUUAGCCAAUGGAGAGUGGGAAGAUGGUAUUGUGCUCGAUGGCAAGGGACCUUCUAAGCGGGACUACUACAGGCUUUUGUUAGACAUGAAUGAUCCGGAGAUGAUGCUGGAGCGAAUCCAAGUUGAUCAAGCUUCGCAAGCGGGACGAGGUCCGCCACAAGCAAAAGCUGUGUCUUCGACAAGUGUCGGCACGUCUGGUGGGACAGCCACAAGUUCCGCAGGUGAAAUCCAAAGGCACGCAGUCGACUUUUUGAAUCUGUCCAAUGAUCACUUCUACGAGGUGUCGAAGGAACAGAUGAGGAGACGCGUUCGACAGACGUUGGGUCAGUUGAUCGUUCAACACGCACCGCCUGCCAAUGCGCUGCAAUUGCCUUUCGUGAGUAAAAAUCGCGCGCUCUCCGCUCGAGGAGAGCGAAUUGGACUUUCUGCUCACGCCCUCCACCCGCCAUGGCCUCCUAGUACAAGACGCGAUUGACAAAGACGGAAGCAAGAUCAUUCCAUCGACCAGCCAUGCAAUUCCCUUCCAACAUCCCGCUCAAGUUUUCAAAAGUGCGCUCCUCGAGGAAGAAGAAGGAAGAGAGGGAAGGCACAACCAGCAAAAGCGGCAAGAACAAGGAUCCCGCUGAGCUGCUCAAGAGCAGUAGAGAUCUGUCGUUGAGGGAUACAUCGCAAUUUGUUAUGUACGAGUAUUCCGUGAGUGUUCAUGAUGGCUGACGAGCGCCUGUGGCAGGUGCACUCACGCACUUGCCCUUGCCCUUGCCAGGAAGAGUAUCCACCACUGCUCUCGAAGAUGGGCAUGGGAUCUCUCAUUGUCAACUACUACCGCAAGCGAAACGAGCGUGAUGAGCACAUACCAAAGGUAAGCACGACGAGUCCCAAACGCAUCGCGAAGCUCAUGCGGCCCGCCCCGCUGCCGCGCAGUCGGACCUCGGAGAACCAUUCAUACUCGAUCUACCGGACGAGUCGCCUUUCAUGAAGUUCGGCAGUGUGCAUCCCGGCCAGACACAGCCGACACUCUACAAUAAUCUAGUCCGCGCUCCCCUCUUUCGGCACAAGCCAGCCAGCACGGAUUUCCUGUUGGUACGCAGUACGAACCGGAACUCGGUCAGGUACUUUUUGAGGGAAAUCAAAAAUGUUUUUGUCGUCGGACAGACCUAUCCCCUGGUCCAGAUUCCUGGACCUCAUGCAAGAUUGGUCACCAAUGCGAUCAAGACUAGGCUGCAGAUGAUUGCAUACAAGCUCGUCGCUACGACCCCUCUCAACCGCAUCAAGAUACAUCGCAUCAUGCGAUACUUCCCAGAUCAAAAUGAGUUGCAGAUGAGGCAAAGAUUGAAGGUGCGUAGCAACUGCAUUCAUAAGCUGUCAAUUCGCCAGUGUACUCACGUGCCACCCCUUGGUGCAUUUGCAGGAAUUCAUGGCCUACAAUCGUACCGCCGGACACAAGGACCAAGGGUACUGGAAGCUCAAGCCCGGCAUCAUCCCACCCGAAGAAUCUGAGCUGCAAAAGCAACUGCCCCCAGAGCACAUGGCCCUCAUCGAGGCUAUGCAGACAGGCCAACGACAUCUGUUGGAUGCAGGAUAUACACAGUCGGCGGAGGGAGCAGACGAGGAUGGUGACGAGUCCAAGAUGGACAUUGAGCAAUUGUUGGCUCCCUGGAUAGUAUCGAAGAACUUUUUGCACGCCACGCAAGGCAAAGCUAUGCUGAAGCUGCACGGAGAAGGCGAUCCGAGCGGGCGAGGCGAAGCUUUCAGCUUCUUGCGCGUAUCCAUGAAGGAGGUCUUCUUCAGAGCUGGAGACACUUUGGAAGCUCAAUUGGCUGCUCAGGCUGAAGAAGAGAAGAAAUCGGGCCACAAGUACAAUGUGCAGAAACAGCAGCAGGUGUACAGGUCGGAAAUUGAAAGGAUCUGGCAAUCUCAAGCUAAGGCCCUUUCCAACCCUGUGCCUCCUAAGCUGACUGCGCAGGAUUUGAAAGAGAAUUUGGAAAGGGAUGAGGCGGAAAAUGCGCGUAACAAUCAGGCCGGCCCGCGAACCGACGCUGGUGAAGCUGACGAGAGCGAGAGUCAAAUGGGCAUCGACACGCGGGUGCUCAGAAUCCGGAGGCUCGUGAGUACGAGUCACAGAGAUUGGGAAUUAUGGAUGUUCUGACUUCCCAUGCUUUGCCCGUUAGGUGCGUGGCCGCUGGGAGACGGAAAUCGUCCGGGACUCCGGUGUCAUUGGCGCCUACUUGCGACAACGUCAGCGUAUCGAGGACGAAGCGACAGCGACAGAGUCGCUUGUUCCUACGGGAGACGCAGCCUUGGAUGCAGCGCGACGAAAGAGGUUGGAAGCCGAGGUGGCUCAACUCAAGAAGAACCAAGAUCGAAGAUUGCAGCGCAAGAAUGCCAAAGCUGCGGCUGAAGGUCUGUCCAUUCCUGGAGGCUUCCAAAAGCUACUGAACAAGACGGACACGAAGAGGAGGUGCGGAAGGUGUGGACAGGUGGGACAUAUGAGCACGAACACUAGUUGUCCAUUGUACGAAGCUCCCAAACCUUCGCAGAUGGCCAGCUCAGCUUCCAGCAGGGCCGCUGCAAAGACUGGCUCCGGUGGGGGGAAUGAAGAGCUCAACGGAGGCAUCAGCUCCGAUGCUUCUAGGCGUCCUUCCCUCUUGACUUCUGGCGUAGGAAGCACUUCCAAUUUGUACGGCGUGCCUCACACCCCAUCGAGCGCAAUGCCUCCUCCAGCUUCUCCCUUUCCAUUUGCCAGAGCCCUCGGUGGAACGCCCAUGGCAAGUCCUGCAACGCCCGGGUUCGGCAUGCCCUCAGCCCACGCCACCUCUCCACAGGCAUCUCUUCCUGGCACUCCUGGACCCGGCUCGACCGGUGCGAGCGGAGGCGGUCCUGCUCCCAAAUUCAAGCUGAAAUUGGGCAAGAAGAAGGAUUGA
Ceraceosorus bombacis is the source of this 4066-nucleotide messenger RNA. Lineage: Eukaryota; Fungi; Basidiomycota; Exobasidiomycetes; Ceraceosorales; Ceraceosoraceae. The record is from the annotation of a GenBank genome assembly.